AUGUCACUCGAGGUAAUCUACGUGACUCGACAUGGCCGGGACCCGGCUGACCUCGCUGCAACGAUCCUGCAGUUCAGGUCCAAUUGGCUUGUGGACGGUUCCGGGAACUACUCGUCCUACCUCAAGUCACCAACCGGCAUCGCCACGGACCCAGCCUUGACAUCACAUGGCGUUGAGCAGGCCCAUGAGCUGGCUGCCCAUCUGAUGAGCGUCGAACCGCCUGUCGAGCGGGUAUACUCCAGUCCAUACUACCGCUGUCUACAGACGGUCGAGCCCUUCGUCGGGUUAUGGGCACAGUCUGCCAGUUCUGAUGCUGCGACGAAGCCCGCCAUUCUAGGCGAGGCCGGCCUAGCUGAGUGGUAUGGCUCUGCAUCGUUCGAGCACCCCACCUCUGCUAGCCGUGACAGACUUGCGGAGCUGUUCCCGGCCUUUGAUCGAUCCUACGAACCGGCUGUGGCACCCUCGAGGACGGGCGAGUCCAUUGCCCAGCUACACGACCGUGUUGCUUUGACCAUGGACGCACUCAUCAAGCAAUGUGACGAGGCAGGCGUGCGGGCUGUCCUGCUCUGCUCGCACGCGGCAACUGUCAUUGCUCUGGGCCGAGUCCUCACCGGGAGCAUGCCGGAAGACGUUGAGGUCGAGGACUUCCGGGCCUUUACCUGUGGCUUAUCUGUGUUCAGGAGACGUCCAGAUGCAACAGCCAACGCCACGAGCAAAGUCUCUACCAUGCCUCCUGUCGGCACGCUUGGAACUGUUCACACACCAGCUCCGCAAACUACUGCAAGCCCUGAUGAUUGUAGUAACUUCCUGGCCGAUCCUUCUCCAGCAAUCGUGGAUUGGAAGGACGGGAAAGGAGUCGGGGGCGGGUGGCUUUGCGAAGUGAAUGGCGACUGCAGCUUUCUCUCGGGAGGCGCUUUUCUGGAGAUGAAUCUUUCACCAGCACUAGCCAGAAAGAUGCAGGAGUGGAACUGGGGGUCGUUGUCGAGGGGCAAAGACGGGACCCAAGAUUGUGAAGACAAGCCGUGUCUGAAAGCCGUCACCAGGCACUCUGGCGUGUCUGGCAGGCAGCUCCAGGACAGACUUGCUUCUUCUCGUUACAGGAGCAUACGCACAGGCACAGGGCGCAUCAUUCGACAUUUCACUAGUCCCAUGCAAAUGCUGAGACACGUCUUUGGGCCUGGUCUGGAGACCACUGCACGCUGUGUCGGUCCCGGUGUUUGGGCCGGCGUCGAGAGAUGA
This is a messenger RNA of Diaporthe amygdali, 1239 nucleotides long. RefSeq lists its product as uncharacterized. Bases 1 to 1239 code for a protein of 412 amino acids. The transcript has 3 exons. The record is from RefSeq and is a predicted model, not a curated record. Lineage: Eukaryota; Fungi; Ascomycota; Sordariomycetes; Diaporthales; Diaporthaceae.